UAAAUGUAUUUUUUUGGACUAAUUUUGAACAUGUGGCAAAAUUAUCAAAAUUAAGGAUUUUGUUCAAAUAAAUAUUUUAUUAUUCAUUUAUUUGUUUGCACUAUUAAGGAAUUUUUCAGUAGAGCAAAACAUGAAAUAAGCCAAUUCUAGAAGGGAAUUAAUGUAAAAAGCUCUCCAGGUGGUUGAAAUAUUUCCUCAUGGGUUUUAGUUAAAUUAAUUAAAUAUUUGUUCAGAAGGACUAUAGUUCAUUUUAAACAUUAGUCCAAUUGAACGUUGGUUAAACUAAACGUUAGCUCAAUCAAUCAUUAGUCCGAUCACUAUGUCACCUAAAUCCUUGUAGGCUGCAUUCCUAAUGCCAAUCAGAGCUGAGUUUAAUCAAACAAUUUACUCUGGAGACAUAGGAGCAUAGGAGACACCAGAUCUAUGUUUAAUCAUUUAGUUUACUCUCUAGAUAUUGGAGCUUUAAUUAAUCAAUUAAAUUAUUUUGUAGAUACCAGAGCUGAGUUCAAUUAACUAAUCAAUCCACUUUGGAGACAUCGGAGCUGUGUUUAAUCAUUAAGUUUACUCUCUAGAUAUUGGAGCUUUAUUCAAUCAAUUAAAUUAUUUUGUAGAUACCAGAGCUGAGUUCAAUCAACUAAUCAAUCCACUUUGGAGACAUGGGAGCUGUGUUUAAUCAAUCAAUCAAUCUACUCUGUAGACAUCGGAGUUAUGUUUAAUCAAUCAAUUUACUCUGGAGACAUAGGAGCUGUGUUUAAUUUACUCAGGAGACACCAAAGCUGUGCUUAAUCAAUUAAUUAACCUACUCUGGAGACAUUGGACCUGUACUAAAUCAAUUAAUUUACUCAAGAGACAUCGGAUCUAUGUUUAAUCAUUAAGUUUACUCUCUAGAUAUUGGAGCUUUAUUCAAUCAAUUAAAUUAUUUUGUAAAUACCAGAGCUAGUUCAAUCAACUAAUCAAUCCACUUUGUAGACAUCGGAGCUGUGUUUAAUCAAUCAAUAUAUUCUUUUAGUCUAGAUGUCGUCCUUAUCAUUUCAAAGAUUUUUUUAAAAGUCGUCUUUUUUAUGAAAAAGAUCAGCUGUUUAUGGCAUAUUAGACCAAAUGAGUUGAUCUGACAGUGACCCAGUAUAGUAUGUGUAAAUUAGUGAAGAGAAGAUUAUAACCACCAAAUAUUUGUACGGGGUUAUAAAUUUGUUGUAAUCAAUGCAAAAAUGCAAAUUUUCCUCCGCCCCCCCCCUCUAGCUCUAUCUAGGAGUCUGGGGGCUAAAGUAUGAGGGAUAUGUUGCACAGUACGUCGGGGAAAGGAGUGGGGGGGGGGAGUAUGUAGGACUGAUCAAUGGUCAUCUAACUUUUUUCUCCCCUUAUCUGGUUUGGUUCUGCCCAGCCCGGUAUCUUUAAGUUGUCGCUGCCUGACCUAGCUUGCAAUAAGCUGGUUUAUUACUAGUAUUCUUCUUUGUUUAAUCACUCGGUUUUAAUUACAAAUAUUCUGAUUUCUCAUUUUACCAUACGAUGCUUUAACCUCAACAACCCCUUCUUGACGUUUACCUCUUUAUAAUUAAUCAGUGUAAAUAUUUGUUUGCAGAUAUAUUAUCCUUAAAAAGUAUAACAUGUUUUGUACAUAUUUCAGAGAGAAUGGCAAAAAUUAUGGAAGAAGAUAUAGUAACCAUCAAAGAAGAAAUCUCUACUGUAGAGGAUACAUGUACUGUGUAUGUAACGGAAGAAGAUAUAAAAGAGGAAAGUACAGAAGAUCAAGGUGAAAUUGUUAAGAUUGAAGAAGAUCCCCUUUUCUCUGAACAAAAGAGACUUAAAAAGAGGAAGCUGACGGAUAAAAGAGAUAAAUGUUAUCCCUGUGGAAAAUGUGAUUAUGUGGCAACUCAAUUAUGUCAUUUGAAAACACAUAUUAAAAGUAAACAUGAAGGAGUAAGAUAUCCUUGUUCUCAUUGUGAAUUCCCUGCCACUGAACCAAGUAGUCUGACAAGACAUAUUAAAAGUAAACAUGAAGGAGUGAGAUAUCCCUGUUCUCAUUGUGAAUACGCUGCCACUGAAGCAAGUGCAGUGGUCUGAAGAGUGAUAUAUCCCUGCGAUCAGUGUGAAUAUGUUGCUACUAAUGUACAGAGUCUGAAGUUACACAUUAAAUCUAAACAUGAAGGAGUGAGAUAUCCUUGUUCUCAUUGUGAAUACGCUGCGAUCAGUGUGAGUACUCUGCCACUACAUUAGGAAAUCUGAAGAUACAUAUUGAAUCUGAACACGAGGGAGUUAGAUAUCCAUGCGAUCAAUGUGAAUACUCUGCUACUCAAGCAGGUGAUCUGAAGAAACAUAUUAAAUUUAAACAUGAAGGAGUGAGAUAUCCCUGCGAUCAGUGUGAUUAUCUUGCUACUAAACCAUAUAAUCUCAAAAGACACAUUUUAAGGAGACAUGAAAGAGUAAAAUACCCAUGUUAGCAGUGAGAUUUUACCUCUACCGAGCAGUAUCACAUUUGAAGAAACAUAUUAAAUCCAAAAAUAAAGGUUUGAGAUAUUAUUUUAAUCAGUGUGAGCUCACUGCCACUACAGCAGGUAGUCUAAAGAAACACAUUACAAAUUAACAUUGAGAAGUGAGAUAUCCAGUGUAAAUAUCAUGUCAUUUAAAAACACAUCAAAAGAAGAAACAUUAAUUAAUAAGUACAUUGCACUGUAAACUGCAAAUUGUCUAUUCUCUCGUUUAUUUUGGUUUUUCUUUGCUUAUCUUUUAUUUAAAGCAGAAAAUGGAAAAUU
This is a messenger RNA of Eurytemora carolleeae, 2750 nucleotides long. Its product is annotated as MDS1 and EVI1 complex locus protein EVI1. The record is from RefSeq and is a predicted model, not a curated record. Gene Ontology annotation, cellular component: nucleus. Gene Ontology annotation, biological process: regulation of transcription by RNA polymerase II. NCBI's taxonomy places the organism in Eukaryota, Metazoa, Arthropoda, Copepoda, Calanoida, Temoridae. The transcript has 2 exons. Gene Ontology annotation, molecular function: RNA polymerase II transcription regulatory region sequence-specific DNA binding; DNA-binding transcription factor activity, RNA polymerase II-specific. Bases 1630 to 2061 code for a protein of 143 amino acids.